Babesia sp. Xinjiang is the source of this 3033-nucleotide messenger RNA. Its product is annotated as Transcriptional adapter ADA2b. The transcript has a single exon. The coding region runs from base 1 to 3033 and encodes 1010 amino acids. Lineage: Eukaryota; Apicomplexa; Aconoidasida; Piroplasmida; Babesiidae. The record is from RefSeq and is a predicted model, not a curated record. Gene Ontology annotation, biological process: chromatin remodeling; regulation of transcription by RNA polymerase II. Gene Ontology annotation, molecular function: zinc ion binding; transcription coactivator activity; chromatin binding. Gene Ontology annotation, cellular component: nucleus.
AUGGCUGAAUAUGGAUUUGACGAUCAAACCGAAGUUCGCCAACACGGAAAUGCUGCCAUCGACUUGUUAUCUGAAUCACAAUGCCACGAAUUCGAGAAUUUCGAGGUACCGAGAAAUAUAUAUCCUACAUUGGAUCCACAGAAGGGUAUGCCCUCAUCGCACAUAGACCAUGAGCAUACUGAAGACGACACCGUCCCGAGGGAUUCAGAUGACUACAAUUCGAUGUGUGAUGCUUCGGAUGUCUUGUAUCCGGACUCUGGGUGCGACACAUAUCACAAUCCGGCGUUUGCAGCCUUCCGGGGUUCAGAACAGAAUCAACACGAAGACUCCACAGGCAUUUUUACUGAUGCGGAGGAGUACAUUAAUAUCGCUGCUAAAGGUUAUAAUGUUGCCUCUGCUGUUACUGCGGGGGCAGUCUACGGGACUGAAACGAUUGGAAUGUAUGGCGGUGGUUCGCCGUAUCCUGAUGAUCACACUGCAACAGGUAUCAUCGGUAGAGACGCUGAUGGAAUGGCAAGUGACUUAACGGAAGUUGAUCUCAGCAAUUCCGAUGAGGACUUCAGAGUUGAACGUAAGGGUACUCGCCGCUCUGCCGGUAAACCUCGCAAGGGUAAAGGUAGCCGGCAAUCACGUGGAAACAGUGGUUCCGACAGUGGACCAGCGAGGUCUAAUGGUAAUUUGUACAAGAGAAAGAAACAAAAUCCGAAUGGGGACCCUCGUGCAUUGGGGAUGAAAGGUGGUCCAAUACACACGGACUCUAUCGAAUCUCUAAUCGAGGCUGUUGGUGGUGGCAAUGAGUUCAUGGAAUCAUUUGCUAGCGCCCCUGUAAUGAUCCCUGUAGCUGCGGAGGUGCCUUUUGCAGGUGUUGCAGUGGGAGCAUAUCAUGGAGUGAAUCCCAUUAUCAUUAAUGGCUCUCAUCAAACGAUAUUAGGUGGGAUCGGCCCUGGCAGUGAGAGCCAUGAGUUCGCUAACGGUGCCAAUUGUCAACCGUUAUACAACGAUAUGGGUGAACCAUACCAGGUUUUGGGGCAUAUGAUCAAUCAACAGCCGACUCCGAUGGAUGUGGCCCACUAUCCGAUCCCUAGCCCAGAGCAUAUGGGUUAUAACAACGGAAUAGGCCCCGGCCACAUGGGUUCUGACGAUAUUAGCACUGCGGUAUCGCAUCAAAAUCAUAGUGAGCCUGAAACCAAAGAUAUAGAGACUACUCCAAUGCCCUAUAAUGGUCUCGAUCUCGGGCAUACAGAGAGUGGGUUUAUAGAUGCGAAUGUGGCUGCCGUUAAGAACGAGGAGCGCACUGAUAAGGAGAGCGAUGCGGCUGAGAGUAAGACGCAGAUAGUAAAGCAGGAAAUUGAGCAUUACGUGGAGGAGGCGGAUAAGUACUGCAUGUGGUCCCUUAAUCCACAAACUGGAGACCAUGAGUUUGACCCAGGGCCUCUUGCAGUGGAUUUCUACUGUAACGUCUGUCAGACCGCACUGCCUCUUGGUACGUUCCGUAUCCGUUGUAUGGAGUGUGUUGACUUUGAUCUCUGCAUCCCCUGUGCUUGCAAAGGAGCUGAGAAGAACGAUCACAAAAAUGACCAUAGUUACACCCCUAUUUCUCCACACUCUUUCACACUUUUUGGUGAUUGGAAUGGUGAUACAGAGCUUCUUUUACUGGAGGGUAUCAGCAAAUACGGUUUUGGUAACUGGAAUCAGGUGGCUGACAUGGUAAAUCGUCGAAGCGUUAAGAACAAGUCCGCCGUAGAGUGCGAAAACCAUUAUAAUGAGUUUUACAUUCACUCGCCAUGCAGUCCUUUUCCGGAUAUUCGCCGUAUGAUGACCCCCGUGAGUAAUCGGCAGGCAAUGGACCAUUUGCAGAAUUUCUUCAACGUCGUGCAACAGGCACAUCGCGAUGACAAGCAUCGUUCUUGGGAGAUAUUCCCCUACUCCGAUGUGAAUGUCAACCAUGUGGACAUAAUCCCGCCACCGCUUGACGUUCGCACCGCCGGUAGUGCGCAGCUCAAGUUUUUUCAAAACUUCCCUGGAUAUAACGUGUAUAGAGAUGAGUUGGACCCUGAGCAUAAUAACGAUGCUGAGUCUAUAAUCAAGGAUUUGGAAUUCGAACCUUUGGACACUCCUGCCGAAGUAGACUUCAAACUUCGUGUGGUAGAGAUUUAUAACUCCAUGUUAGAUGACCGCAUAUACCACAAGCGAAUAAUGAUACAUCGUUUUUGGGGAGACUAUCCCACGAGAGAGGUUGGCCUGCAGUCCAUGAACCAGAUAGAAAAGGCCGCUUACUGGAGGCUUACCCCUCUUAUGCGGUUCCACACUGAGGAAGACCACCUGAAAUUGACUAAAUUAAUUGUGGCUCGUAUUGAAAUUGAGAAGCGGUUACGUCUAGUGAGCACUUGGCACUCUCUUGGUCUGCGCACUCUUGAAGAGGUUGAAAAGUUCGGGUUACAGAGGUUUCCCUCUGCUCAUGCCACUGGUCAGAAUGCACAUAUGCAUCCCAUCGCUCGAAGCUUGCUUAGCAAUGGUUUUGACGGUAUGGAGAAGUUAGAUGAGUUUUCUGAGCAGCAGUGCAUGGAUUUAUGCAACGACCUUCUUAUCUCUAGGGAUCAGAUGGAUGAGCUGUUAACUGAGAUCGGCAAAUUGAGUUCUGAUUUGCCGGUUUUUAAAAGUGGUAGCGUAUCAGUUAUUCCUACAUGGGACUAUUGUUUCAGCGAUAGUUCCCAACCAAACAAGAAUGUACCUCCUGUGACUCUAGGUCCUUUGACAUUGGCUGCUGCGUCUGAAGAGUAUUGGCACCCAAGGAUCGUGCUUGAAGGUAGUGGUCCUCACGAGAUACCUGAGGUGGACAUCAGCGGUACCCGUUUUUCAUCUGCGGUAGCAUCUGUUGUCCAGCAGUCUCAGGCGUUUUCGGGUGUCAACUCUUGUGUUUACGUUGCUAAGUUUAUACCCCAAUAUAAGAGUGGUGUGAGGAAGACUACAAUUAAGCGUCGGCGUCGAUCUUCAUCUAACGAAUACGUCAAGCGUGGCGGUGUUCGUAGGUAG